Pleuronectes platessa (European plaice) is the source of this 14911-nucleotide messenger RNA. RefSeq names its product low density lipoprotein receptor-related protein 5 (gene lrp5). Lineage: Eukaryota; Metazoa; Chordata; Actinopteri; Pleuronectiformes; Pleuronectidae. The coding region runs from base 6261 to 9425 and encodes 1054 amino acids. The record is from RefSeq and is a predicted model, not a curated record. Gene Ontology annotation, molecular function: protein binding. The transcript has 19 exons.
GGGGAUUGUUGGUCAGACAAAACAUAUUUGUGAACAUGCCACCUUACACUAUCGGAUAUAGUAUUAAACAUUUUUUGACAUUUUUUAAACCACAAUGUUAAUCAGAGAAAAUUAUAGAUUUGUCCACAAUGAAAAUAAUUGUUAGCUGGACAUUUAAAACAACAGGGCUGGAAAAGCAUCCACACACUUUUACUUUACUACUAUAAAAAAGUGCAUUUACUCAAGUACCAUGUGUAAAUAAAGAUAAGACACAUCUACUGUUUUUAAGUAUUUAGUUUUUUCAUAGCACAUUCUCUGACAGUUGUAGUUAAUAGAUUGUUUGAUGAAUAAGAUCCAGAAAAUAAGAAAGCUCAGAAGCAGAGCUGUGUGUCCUGGUGAGGGGAAGACCUCAGGAAUUUCAAAUGUAAAAGCUGAUUCCUCGCCUCGACAGCGAAGAUAUGAACCUUAAACACAACAUUAUCAAAGUGACUGAUAAUAUCAUAGAGAUGGUUGAUUCUGGGGACACAAGACAAGGGUUACCCCCGAUUUAUGACAUCCCGUAGUGAAACAGAAUAUUUAGGAAAAUCCUGAGAUGAGAAUUCUCCGUAAGUGCAAGAGCUGAAUGCCUCAAAGAUGGGACAGGAAACACUUAUUCACAAAGAGCUGAUCUCGUCAUGGUUAUUCCAGCUUGUCAUAGAGGAGCAGCAGAGACGAGCUUAAACGACCAUGCUCUGACAUCAUGACUGAGAUGUCAUGUUUAAUUCACAGCUGAGAAUGACUAGCUAUUGGUUGGAUGGGUAUCAGCAGGUCACAUCCAACAUCAGUGCUAAAAGGCAGCACCUCUAUCUGGGAUAUGUUGGCUUCAUUUUUGUACAGUGGUAGGAAGUGGGGACAUGUUGUCUACAUCUCUUUGUAAAAUUUGUGUGUUGUUGUAACAGGUACUAACUUAAAAUCCAGAGAAUUUGGUUCGGACUUUACCCACAGUUUGCUUUUCACACAUGCACAACCCAGCGGAAGGUUCUUCUCACAGACACGUUCACAACAGCAAAAAGACCCUCUGCAUUAUUCAGGCAAGAGGUAGAGCAGCCGGGUGCAGCAGGCAGAGGCAGGAAGUAACAUAUUCAUUCUCUAAUUUGCUUGACAUCACACAGACACCUCAUGUCUAGUUCAGCUCAUGUCUAAAAUAAGCUUAACUGUAGGACAUGUGAUCAUACAACAUUUGCAAAACAUGAGAACAUUAAAUGUAACAGAGUCACUGAGGUAACUAAGGAAUGUUGAAUUUGGUCACUUUUAAUGCUUUUCCUGAAGUAGAACUGAAAUCAGUGUUGUGACUCAGGUCUCCUCUGCCUCUGAUAGCACAUACUGCAGAGCUGAAUGGAUCAAUUAGAUAAAAGAGUGACAUAAAGUGUUUGGAAACUGGCAUUUGUGUGGUCCUGCUCUGCCCUAAUGCUUUAACCCCUGUGAGGACCAUGAAACAGGAUUUCAGGCAGCUUUGUGAAACAGAGGAGCCUCACUUUACAACAGUGUAAGUGGUAAUAGUAGAGCCGGCAGCCAAGGAGAGGCAAACACACAUAUAGAAGCCUCGAGGGACAGGCAACCAGAAACUGAGUUGUUUCACCAACCAGAGUAUAUGAAGCUGAGAACUGUCUUAAGUUAUACAACAUGUUUAAUACUGUGUGUGAACAUGACUUUCAGAUACAUUUAGUGUAAAAUUUCCAGAUUUUUCCAGAACUGGAUCGAAGACUUUUAACAUUAUUAAAGACAUUUCCCAUGCUGAAACCAGUUUUCUGGUGCUUCAGUGUUUCCAACACAAAACAGUGCACAUGUAAGUUAAUGUAGGGCUAUAUUAAUUAGUUGAUAUGUGUGUCAGCUGAUAGCUCGGCAUUACACAAUAGAGCCCAAGACAAUUGCAGCUUUCCUGGGUCUAUCAUAUCGUGUUUGCUGUUUAGUGUAAUAUCCAUGGACAGAGAAGGGACAGAUGUCCUGCGGCAGGAAGGUUUGAACAGGAUUCGAAUAACUUCUUUCAUUCACAUGAACAAAAAGCAAAGCUCAAUUGCAGUCAAUGAGUAGCACUUAAUUGACGAGAGCCAUUUUUUAAAACUCCUUUCACAUGACCACACUUUUUCCUCAUACAACCUCAAGUUUCUAUUUAUUCAUGUAUUGGUUGUUUGCGAAGAUGGCACAAUAUUGGGUUUUUACAAGUCACAUACCUGGAGCAUAUUGUUCAUAUAUUAAGUCUUGUUUUGCAAACUUUUUACAAGGCGUUACACUACGAGUGUCUUGUAUUAAAAGGUUAUUGGCUGAGACUGAGAUUUUACAUUAAUUCUAGGUGGUUUAUCUUCUACUGGAAGCUAAUGCUAACUAAUGCUAGCCUGAAGCAGAAGAGGUGGAUGCCUGGGGAAUCUCUGUGUCAAACUGACAAAAGAGGGAUUGGAAGUUAAGUUGUAAUAAGUGUUGCCAACCGUCCUGAAAAAUAGGGAAUCGUAAUGUAAUUGGACACUAAAAGACACGUUCCGUAUUUCCACACGGGCGAUUUGUGUGACAAAUGUGGGAAACCCUCCUGCUCUUGAUAUAUGAUUUAUUUGUAGAAAUUCAAAACAAGACUUAAUGUACAAUAGUCCUCACAGAUAAGAAAUGAGAGGAUAACAUAUCAGACAGCCAAAUAGUGAUGAUACACAUUGACAUAGCUACAGGGCAGCUUCAUCAGGACACCUCUCCUCCCUGCUCCCUCCUUCCAUAUUAUUUACCACAGAUGCCACUUGGAAUUCUUAAAAUGGCAUUACAUUUUUUUACUGAUACUGUGCAUGUACUUCGCAAAAUAUUUUUGGGGGUUUUUGUCUUAAUUUUGUGAAACUAAUGAUCCCACAUCCACACUUUUUGCCAUGAUUGGCCACAAGCAGACACUUACACAUAGUGGCAGCUGAGACUCGGGAGUUAGAGAAGGUUGUCCACUAGUCCACCUGAAGGUCGGUAGGUCAGCUUCUCUAGUCUGUGUUUUGAAGCGCCCUUGGGCAAGAUGAAAGUUCAAAUAAUCAAUACAUUUUUAUUUAUAAAGCCCAUAUUCACAAAGCAAAAUUUGUCUGGUAGGGCCUAACAAGGUGCGACUUCCUCUGCCCUUGACCCUCAACAAGAGAAAGGGAAAACUACAAAAAAAAAAAACUUAACGGUGUAGAAAAGCAUAAAAACCUCAGAUAGAGCCACAUGUGAAGGAUCCCUCUCAAAAGAUAGACAGAAGUGCGAUAGAUGCACGAUCCAAAUUGAUACACAACACGGCCUGACAGUGAAAAAAAGUAGUUUAAUAGAGAUUUUGCUGCAUAUAGAGGCACUUUAAAAGCACUUUGAGUUAGUGGCAGCGUACAGCUCACCUGGUAGAGCUGCCGCCCCAAUGAAGCUAGUCUUUACCCGUAGCGGCCAGGGUUAGAGUCUCAACUGCGGCCCUUUUCUGCAUGUUUUUCCCCGACAGACUCUCUGCCCACUCUUCACAAAUUAAUCUCUCUGUUCACUCAAAAUAAAACAUUUAAAAUAAGCAAUUUGAGUAGUUGAUAAUGCUGGAAAAUCUUUUUAUAAAGACAGCCCGUUUAUAAAUACAUCAAGAUUUCAGAACCAGCUCUAAAGAGUUCAUAAGCCAACCUUAACAUGUAACCAAUUGUGCCAGAACAAAAAUUGAAGGUAAAAUUACAAUGCACAGUGGCAAAAUACAUAGUAAUUUAUCCUUAUUAUUGAAAUAUUGAAACCCAAUUUAUUGUAUAAAGUAAAUUAGUGUGUUCUCAGCUAGAUAGAAGUCUGUCAUAAGACAUUGUUUCUCAGACAAAAACCUUAUCUUGAACUCAUAGAAAUUUGAAUGGCCAUUUAAAAAACUAUUUUCAUAUAUUUUUCAUAAUAAAUGUCUAAUCAAACCAACAAAUAAGUUAUCAUCAAUGGCUACUGAAAGAAAUCUUGCCUGUUAUAAUGUAUUUUAUUAACACUAAAGUCAGGCGAUCUUGUGUUGUAAACUGGAAAUGAUGGUGAAAUGUGAGUUUUGCACACAAAGUAGUCAAAGAUUUCAGUGAGUCCCCUCUUGCACAUUGAGGUUCUGAGUGAAACACUACAGUUUUUACUGUGCAGUUUUCCAGAGGAUUCCAUUCAUCCAGUGUGAUUCAUUAUGUUUAUCAGAGAAUAUGUGAGCGUAUGCGAACUGCUCGGCAAUUCUCUGAUGUCUCUCUGCGUGUCUGAUCACAUCUGUGUCUGCUCUCUUUCUGUCUUUUUGUCCUUUUCUCUCUCAUGUCCAUCAAGAAAUGAGAAAUUCUCACAGCUAAACUGAGAGGACAGGAAAGAUAAUCACACUCCAAUUGCCUAAUUCUUCCUGAUAAAUCCAGCAGAGAGAAAGAGAAGGAGAGAGCAAAGAAAGGGUGUCUCUAAUGUCUUUUUCCCUGGCAUGACCAUAUCUAAUUGUGUCGCAGUGAUAAAUGAAUAGGUUUUUUGUGAAGGGGUCAGGGACCUUCCUUAGAUCAGAGGCCCAUCAAAUUGAAUGUUUUUUUUUUUUCUGUUGCUCACCCUCUUACCCUCUCAAUGGAUAUUUAAAUAAGCAUUCAUGAAACAGAUAUCUGCUCAUCACAGCAACAACACAAAUUCUACUUUCUUUUACACUUGGUUAUAUUAUCUCCUGGGUUACGGCAACAGAAGACGUGAGUUGUAGGAUUGACGCAUAAAAUGAUAUCAUUAUAGCAAAUGUUUUUUUAAAUUCGGUAUAAAACUUGUCUGUCCUUUCCUUUUGUUUACAGUGAGAUGGCUCUGGACUUUAUACUGUAUUAUGAGAAUAACAUCAAUUCUUAAUUUAGCACAUUUUCGUUGUCUAAAUUAAACUGUAAUAAAAUUGAAUGAGCUGUGGAGAAUGUUCAGAUGUAAUGCAUAACAAUAGAACACAUUCUUUGUUGUUGUAUUCAACAUUACAAAGUGGGAUCUAAAAGUGUUUGAAGUACAUUGUUCUGAGUGCUUCUUGGAACGCUUCCUGGAAGUCCUGUUCUGUAAGAGAAUGCUGUUAUUCUGUAAAUGUCCUCCUUCAGAUGCCUCAUAAUGGUAGAGUACAACUCAGUGUUGACAGACAGACACUAGUCACGAUUCGGACCUGAAGCACCUUUACGGGUCUAAUAGAAUGCGGGCCAUUUAACUCUGAUGAGUUUAGUUUUUCUGUAGCUGUAGACCCAUCUCUGGUCGCUAGCUGUUCAAGUUUUGGUUUAUGGUAAAAUCCCAAUAGUGCACCUGUAAUUAGUCACAAAAACUGGUAUAGGAAUUGUCUCAGACCUUUAUGAUCACACCUUGUAAUUGCAAGGAAGUUGUGUAUACUUUAUACAUAUAUAAUGAUAUAGAUUUAAGUAUCAUGUGAUAUUGUUAUUAAUGCUGUUAUAUCAAUUUGAUUAGUCAAGAAGUGGUUUAUAAAUCUCACCAUGAAGGUCUAGCGACAAAUUAUUCUGUUAAACAACACAAGGACCUGUGUUGUUGGGACUGUGUUACUGUGAGACAUGAAAUACAAUAUGGGAGGUCCAAUUUGAGUAAGACUUCCAUGAGUUUGAAGGUUUAUAUGAAUCCUAAUGACUGCAUAGAGGUUCAUAAUGCUCCAAGACAGGCUUUUAUUACAGUGGUAUUGUCCAUUUUGACAACCAUACCAACAUGUUGUUAGGGCGGCUGUGGCUGAGGGGUAGAGUGGUCGUCCUCCAACCUGAAGGUCCGCAGUUCGAUCCCCAGUCUCACCCGGCUGCAUGCCGAAGUGUCCUUGGGCAAGAUGCUGAACCCUGAAUGGCCCCCCCAUAGAAUAACAAAGUGCUGUGAAUAGAUGCACUGUAUGAAUGUGUGUAUGAAUGGGUGAAUGUAAAACUGUACUGUAAAGCGCUUUGAGUGGUCAUCAAGUCUAGAAAAGCGCUAUAUAAAUACAAAACCAUUUACCAUGUCCAUCACAUAGGUAAAUGCCUUGCUUCUUUGUCCUACUUCAGUCUUGCCUGUCAUGCUGUCAGCUGUGAAGAGCUCUUAUACUUGGUAACGAUAAACCUGUGGAAUAUAAGAUGUCUUAUGGAAGCAGGUCAUGGCUGUCCAUCAUGUCACCACUGCAUUGACAGUGAUUUAUAAAGGUGAUCAACGUGGAUGGCAGUAACAGACAGACUCUGCUAGAGGACAAACUACCUCAUAUCUUUGGUUUCACUCUGUUGGGUGAUUACAUCUACUGGACGGACUGGCAGAGGCGCAGCAUUGAGAGAGUCCACAAAGGCACAGCGGUACGAGAGAUCAUCAUUGAUCAGCUGCCAGAUUUAAUGGGACUGAAGGCCACUAAAGUGACAGAGACAUACGGAACAAAUGGCUGUGCUGUGGAUAACGGUGGAUGCAGCCAUCUGUGUUUCUGGCAGCGACAGACUAUUAGCUGUGCCUGCCCCAUGGGCAUGGAGCUUCUCUCAGACCUGCAGACCUGUGUGGUGCCUGAGGCUUUCUUGCUCUUCACUAACAGGGACAACAUCAGGAGUAUCUCUUUGGGCACCAACAGCAACGACGUGGCCAUUCCUCUGACUGGAGUUAAAGAAGCCUCAGCUCUCGACUUUGACGUCUCUGAAAGGAGAAUAUAUUGGACUGACAUACAGUCCAAGACAAUUAGUAGAGCAUAUAUGAAUGGCAGCUCAGUAGAACAUGUCAUAGAGUUUGGACUGGACUACCCAGAAGGCAUGGCAGUUGACUGGAUGGGUCGUAACAUCUAUUGGGCCGACACAGGCACUAACCGUAUCGAGGUGGCCAGGCUGGAUGGCCAGUACCGGCAGGUUCUGGUUUCCAAGGAUCUUGACAACCCGCGAUCGUUGGACAACCCUCGCUCACUGGCACUGCACCCAGCUAAAGGAUACAUGUACUGGACAGAGUGGGGUGGUCGACCUCGUAUAGCCAGAGCAUACAUGGACGGCAGCAUCAUCAUGACCUUGGUUGAUAAAGUGGGCAGGGCAAACGGACUGACCAUUGACUAUGUAGACCAUCGACUCUAUUGGACUGACUUGGACACAUGUAUGAUCGAAAGCACCAACUUGCAAGGCCUUCAGAGAGAGAUCAUAGUAGACGACCUCCCUCACCCCUUCGGUCUGACCCAAUACCGAGAUUUUAUCUACUGGACAGACUUCAAUCUGCGGAGUAUUGAGAGAGCGGAUAAACGCAGUGGGCUCAACCGCACUGUGGUGUUGCAGGGUCAGCUAGAGCUAAUGCUGGACAUCCUGGUUUUCCACUCAUCUCGCCAGGAUGGUAGCAAUGAGUGCUCCCAAAACAAUGGCAACUGUGCACACCUUUGCCUGGCAACGCCUGCUGGUGCUCAGUGCCGCUGUGCCUCCCACUACACCUUGAACCCUGACGGACGAAACUGUAGCUCGCCCUCCAGUUUCCUGCUCUUCAGUCAAAAGGCCAGCAUCAGCAGAAUGGUUUUAGGUGAGCAGAGUCCUGACAUCAUCCUGCCCAUCCACGUCUUAAGGAAUGUCCGAGCCGUCAGCUAUGACCCACUGGACCGCCUUGUCUACUGGCUGGACGGACGACAGAAUAUAAGAAGGGCCAGAGACGAUGGAGCCAUGUCCAUGAUAGUGAGCAGCACUUUUCAGCCAAUGGACAACCAGCUUCAUGACCUAAGUCUAGACCCGUACAGCCGCCACAUUUACUGGACCUGUGAGACAACCAACACAAUCAAUGUUCAGAGGAUGGAUGGACACACUGUAGGUGUGGUCCUGAAGGAUGAAACGGACAAGCCCCGGGCCAUCAUGGUCAGCGCUGAGAAAGGGUACAUGUAUUUCACCACAGUGCAAGAGCGCUCAGCUAAAAUUGAAGGCGCCAGUCUGGACGGGACAGAGAGAGAAUCUCUGUUUACCACUGGUCUGAUUAGACCAGUAGCUCUGGCUCUGGACAAUAAACUGGGAAAACUGUUCUGGGUCGAUGCUGACCUUAAACGCAUUGAGAGCAGUGAUCUUACAGGAGCCAAUCGCAUCGUCCUCCAGGAUUCCAACAUUCUCCAGCCAAUCGGGCUGACAGUCCUUGGAGGCCAUCUGUACUGGAUCGACCGGCAGCAGCAAAUGAUAGAGAGGGUGGACAAACUGACAGGAGAUGGACGCACACGCAUUCAGGGACGGAUAUCAUACCUGACCUCCAUCCAUGCUGUGGAAGAGAUGGACCCACAGGAAUAUGCAUCCCACCCUUGUUCCCGUGACAAUGGAGGUUGUUCUCAUAUCUGCAUUGCUAAGGGUGAUGGUACACCCCGCUGCUCCUGUCCAAUGCACCUGGUGUUACUGCAGGAUCUGCUACGCUGUGGAGAGCCUCCCACUUGCUCCACAGAGCAGUUCACCUGCUCCACAGGGGAGAUCGACUGUAUUCCAAUGGCUUGGCGGUGUGAUGGUGUCACUGAAUGUGAAGAUGGUAGUGAUGAGGAGAACUGUCCCGUGUGCUCAGCCUUCCAGUUCCUGUGUGAUAAAGGAGGCUGUAUUGAUGCUCAGAGGCGCUGCAACGGUGAACCAGACUGUGCUGAUGACACUGAUGAGCAGGACUGUGAAACUAUUUGCCCUCCCAAUCAGUUCCGCUGCAGUGAUAACCAGUGUAUAACCAAGAAACAGCAGUGUGACAACUACUCUGACUGUCCCGACGGAUCAGAUGAGUUUGCUUGUGAGAAUGUGUCCCCUCCCUCCAGUGGCAUCCCCAACACAGGGCCCAAUACCAUUGGUCCAGUCAUUGCCAUCAUCCUGCUGGUCUUUGUUAUUGGGGCAGCUUAUUUUGUUUGCCAGCGUGUGGUGUGUCGUCGCUACAAGGGCCCUAGUGGGUCUUUUCCUCAUGAGUAUAUCGGUGGUACGCCCCAUGUACCCCUCAACUUCAUCUCCCCAAGCAGCUCCCAGCAUGGCACCUUCCAAGGGAUUUCUUGUGGAAAGUCCAUGAUGAGCUCGGUCAGCCUGAUGGGCAGCAACAGCAGUGGAGCACCCCUCUAUGACAGGAACCAUGUGACUGGAGCCUCAUCUAGCAGCUCAUCAUCUACCAAGGGAGCCUUCUACCCUCAGAUCCUAAACCCACCUCCGUCCCCGGCUACUGACCGCUCUCUCUACAACACAGAGAUCUUCUACUCUUCCAACAGUCCGUCCACCACCAGAUCGUACAGACCUUACCAUCCAGUCCGUGGCACUGCCCCGCCUACUACGCCCUGCAGCACUGAUGUCUGUGACAGUGACUACACAACCCACCACCUUCCGGCUGGGCUUGCAUCAUCAACAGGCCGGUGGAAGGCCAUGGGCCAUGGCAGCCACGGCAAACACACCAAAUACUACAUGGACCUUAACUCAGACUCUGACCCCUACCCUCCACCCCCCACUCCCCGUUCCCAGUACCUGUCAGCUGAGGACAGUUGCCCCCCAUCCCCUUCCACAGAGCACUCCUACUUUCACCUCUGCCCCCCUCCUCCCUCACCCUGCACCGACUCCUUGUGACCCUCCAACAGCCCAAGAGCCCUUUAAGGAAGGAAAGGACACAGUAUGCUUGCCUCAUUCAGAAGUGGCCUUGUCUGGCCCACAGGGAAAGAACAAAUUUUCACACAUGCUGCUUUAUCUCAACUGCUUAGGCUUUAUUGCCUUGUUCAAGGUUCCUAUGUCCCCAUUUGUUCAUAUCAUCAUUCCAGUAUUCCUGGAGCUCUCAGGGUGACCAUCAUUUGAUCAGUUUGUCUCCCAUGUGCUCUGCUCUAACAUUCACUCAGUGGUGGCUGAUGGUUCAAGGUCUUCUUUCCUUUCUAAAGAACACAAAAAGAAGAUGAUAAUUAUAAACGGCGAGCAGCUCCCACUAUAAUUUUCACUCCUCCAUAAUAAGAAACAUUUCCUUUUCUGGGCAACAAAAUGUCAAGCCUUCCCUCUGUCCAAAUUUGAGCCCUGGCCUCACCUAAAAUCACUGACUUAAGGCCGGCGCAUGCUUCUGCAACUGCGUCUGCUGCUUUUCACGCAGCUGUGUCGAAGGACUCGUUGUCAUUCAUGCUUCUCAAACCGUUGCGCGUGUUACAAAGUAAUUCCCCGCCAGAACACUAGGCGGAGUAACGUGUUUUGUCGAAGACGACAUUAGAGACGCCUUCUUUCUUCUUCGUCGACUGUUUAUUUACAUCGCCACUGCGGCUCCUCAUAGCCUUUUUCUGGCAGACAAAUCCGCCAGUCAGUGACGGUUUAUACAAGUGGUCAUACUUUCGGAUCUCUUCUGCCAAACGCUCUUCUAUUUGGUCCAUAUUCGUUCUUCUAAAUCUUCCGUUGUUUCUGCCGGUAUUAUGUGGCAUGAAACCGGAAAUGAACAGCUAUUGAACAUAUGUGUUAUGAGUGAAGGAUGGAUGCUUUUCAUUGUGAAUCUGAACCUCUUCCAUCAACUUUUCUUCACUCUCAUCAUUCUGUUUACCAAAAGUAUGUUUGCUGCUAUUGUGUACAUUCUAUACGAGUUACUAUAACAUAUAAUUUCACAGAAAGCCCACGCCCAUACUGGCAGUAUGUCUUGAAGUUAUUUUACAGUUAAUAACAAAUUACUUUUAAAGCAACAUUUAUUUGUAUUUUCUUUUGUGUAUCGUUCAUUAUGUAUUUUUCUAUGUCACUCUCCAUGCUUAUAUUUUUUGGGAAAUAGUAAAGUGAAAUGUUGAAUAUCCCUUGUACGUUUGAAGGUCGUCUGCACAAUUUAGGUUACCAACUACCAGUAGAUGUUAAAAGGUGUUAGUAGCCACAAGCCGGGGUUAGGGACAUAACUGUGCAUCUUAGCGCCAUGAAGUGUUUUGGGCUUGUUAUCAAUGAUACAGGCCAAAUUUGAGAGUAUACUGAGGCUAAAGGUAAAUCUGACUGGCAACUGGCUUGUAUGGCAGUAUUAUGAAGCUAUUUGGCCUGCUCAGUAGAUAAUUACCCCUAUGCCUUUUUAAACUAAACACUUUACCUUUUUGAACAUAGGAAAAGAUUGAAAAUACGUAAAGUAUGUUCUGCCACACUAAUUAAUGCCCACCGCCAGUUGAUGUAAUUCAGUUAUGUACCUAAGUGUCAUCAGGUGUUUCGGGUCUAGUCCCUGCCCCUGUCUUGCUUGAGUGACAGCCUUUCUUGCUGCCUCUACUUGACGCCUGAUUUCCAGGACUACCAUCUUCCUCGCUCUGAAAGAGUUACCUUGUUUCACAGGGGUCUCCUCUGAGCUAGGCCUAAACAACCUCUUCCCUGAUGAAAGUGGUCCACAAUGUCAGCGUGUUCGAGUGCUGCUUUUGCUCGUUGAAUUGCAUUUUUUGGUCUCAAUUUCUCUCCUGUUGUCGAGGAUGGUCCAACAGCCUGUAUAGAUUUGUCUCAGGACUCUUGAUAGAGUCAACUCCAGCCUUGUUUUGGUGCAUUUAAACUCUUCUACGAAACUUGAGAUAGGCAACUCGACAAUGCCCUGUCGGUACCGGCCAAUGUUGCUCAUUUCUCACAUAGGAAUUUAUCAUCCUCUCCAUGUUCUCAACUUCUGUGAUAGGAUCACAACUACUGUAUGUGGCCACAUCAGUCGGGGGGGAAUGGCCAAACUCUAAGCACCAGAGCUUUAACUUGCCAGGAAGCAUGGACUGGUCGAUAUUCUUAAGACCUUUGUUGACAUCCUGCUUCAGUUGCUGGACUUGUUUGCAGUCUUUGAGGCUUACAGUGGGGAAAAAAAAUAUUUAGUCAGCCACAUAUUGUGCAAGUUCUCCCACAUAAAAAAAUGAGAGAGGUCUAUAAUUUUCAUCAUAGAUAUACCUCAAUUAUGAGAGACAGAAUGAGAAAAAAAUUUAAAUAAAUCACAUGCUUUUCACACACUGUUGAUGGUAUUUUGGCCCAUUCCUCCAUGCAGAUCUCCUCGAGAGCAGUGAUGUUUUGGGGCUGUCACUGGGCAACACAGACUUUCAACUCCCUCCACAGAUUUUCUAUGGGAUUGGGAUCAUUGUCAUGGUGAAAGACCCAGCCACGUUUCAUCUUCAAUGCCCUUGCUGAUGGAAGGAGGCUUUCACUCAGAAUCUCACGAUACAUGGCCCCAUUCAUUCUUUCCUUUACACGGAUCAGUCGUCCUGGUCCCCUUGCAGAAAAACAGCCCCAAAGCAUGAUGUUUCCACCCUCAUGCUUCACAGUAGGUAUGGUGUUCUUUGGUUGAAACUCUGCAUUCUUUCUCCUCCAGACACGACGAGUUGAGUUUUUACCAAAAAGUUAUAUUUUGGUUUCAUCUGACCAUAAGACAUUCUCCCAAUCCUCUUCUGGAUCAUCCAAAUGCUCUCUAGUAAAUUUCAGAUGGGCCUGGACAUGUACUGGCUUAAGCAGGGGGACACGUCUGGCACUGCAGGAUUUGAGUCCCUGGCGGCGUAGUGGGUUACUGAUGGUAGCCUUUGUUACUUUUGUCCUAGCUCUCUGCAGGUCAUUCACUAGGUCCCCCUGUGUGUUUCUGGGAUUUUUUGGUUCUUGUGAUCAUUUUGACCCCCUGGGGUGAGAUCUUGCGUGGAGCCCCAGAUCGAGGGAGAUAUCAGUGGUCUUGUAUGUCUUCCAUUUUCUAAUAAUUACUCCCACAGUUGAUUUCUUCACACCAAGCUGCUUACCUAUUGCAGAUUCAGUCUUCCCAGCCUGGUGCAGGUCUACAAUUUAGUUUCUGGUGUCCUUUGACAGCUCUUUGGUCUUGGCCAUAGUGGAGUUUGGAGUGUGACUGUUUGAGGUUGUGGACAGGUGUCUUUUAUACUGAUAACGAGUUCAAACAGGUGCCAUUAAUACAGGUAACGAGUGGAGGACAGAGGAGCCUCAUAAAGAAGAAGUUACAGGUCUGUGAGAGCCAGAAAUCGUGCUUGUUUGUAGGUGACCAAAUACUUAUUUUACCGAAGAAUUUACCAAUUAAUUCAUUAAAAAUCCUACAAAGUGAUUUCCUGGAUUAUUUCCCCCCAUUCUGUCUCUCAUAGUUGAAGUGUACCUAUGAUGGACAUUACAGAUAUCUCUCAAUUUUUUAAGUGGGAGAACUUGCACAAUUGGUGGCUGACUAAAUACUUUUUCCUCCCAAUGUACAUCAUAGCAUUAUCAAAAGCUUUUUAUUGGUUUCUCAGACACUGUUGGAACGGGAUCUCCAUUAAUGUAGAAGCUAAAGUGUGAUCUCUUACGUUUGCUUAUUGAGAUGCUUCUUGAGUGCCAAGGUUUGGGUACUUUUUGGCUUCACCCAUGCCAAACAUUAAUUUCUUCAAGAAGCUUAGAACAUUAGGAGCAUUUUUGUAUACCCUGUACGGGACACUGUUAGGGCCUGGGGCUGAUGAUGCUCUUGCCCGCCGCACUGUGCUCUCGACUUCUUUCCAUUUCGGAGGGCCCACAUCCAUUUGGUGUUCUGGUUGCUCAAUGGGUGGGAUAUCAGAUGGAAUAGCUAUCGGAUCAUGUCUGCUUGGGUCAGAGGGUUAUCCGUCCAGGUGCUCCUCUAUGUCCUGCUUUGAGGUCCUCAGGGUUCCUCCCUUCUUUGCAGUGAAGAGGGAAUUCCCGAACUUGAAGGGGUCUUGAAAGAAACAGGUUCUUUGUCGUUUUCUAUUCCAAGUUGUUCUUAGGCGCUCUGCCCGCCUUAAGGUUGUCAGUCGGCUCUUGAUGUUCUGCUGCAGUAUGUUAAUUCCCUCCUUCUGCUCCUCUGAUGCUUUCUUCCAAUGCUUUUCAAGCUACUUCUUCUCUUGUACCUGGUGCUCUAUUUCCAGCUGCCUUCUGGACUUGGUUUCCAUUGUUGGUGUUAUCCGUUAUUUCUGUGUCACUCCAACAUGUACCGUUCUGAAGUUAUUAAUGACAUUACCCAUCCUUUCAAGUUUUGUCUCAACUGUGUCCUUUAUCUUUUCCAGGAUAGCGCUUGGGUCUGCAUUGAUGGCCUCCCAUUUAGCUUUUUCUGAUGCUCUGGGUCAGUUUACCAUUGGUUUGUAAAGGUUUAUUCUACCUUGUUGCUUGAGAUAUCCUCCUGAGAUACAGGGGGACUGCGAACUUUGGGUCGAGUUAGGUCGCUCUCGACUGACUUGAUUGACUUCUUAGAAAGUACUGAUCAAUGCGACAUCCCUGCUCUCUUUCGAUCAAGCACUUCUUUCUUUGGUAUAUUUUUAGGCCCUUGGCCAAUAUUAUUUUCCUCCAGCCACAGGGACACAUCCGGAGCUUAUUGUCUGAUUCUGUCAUGUUAGCUUCUUGAAUUGUGCUUGUCUUCUUCUUUGUUUCCGUUCCAGGGGGUUCUGUUACUGGGUCCCGCCAGUAUGGAUAGGUUCCCCAUGCCAGCUUUCUUUCCUCGCCGCCACAAGAUCUUUCCCUUGUUGUCAGCUCUUCUGCUCAUGGCGGUCACUGGAUGCAUCCAGCUACAAAACAAGAACUUCAAACCCUUUCUACUUACACACCUCAACACACCGGGCCAGUCUCUGCGUAAAGUAUGCAAGAAUCUGUUAGACAGCACAGUUAAUACCCUUUGGCCUGACUUUUUGCUGCAAUUUUUCUGAACAACCACUGCACAGUCACCUGAGGUUGUUCUGGUACUUAGUCUUAUGAUCAGAUAAAUGACGAGGGAACACGAUUCUUAAGGGGCAACAUUUACUAGAUUUUGAUAUUUUUAUUUUAUCUAUAUUUUUAUAUUCAGCCUGCUGUCACUCCAGCACAUGGUAAAUAUCAGCUCAAGAUACUACACCAAAACAGCGGGAACAUAUACAUAAUAGACAAACCUCCUCUACGACAAAGCGGAACACUAAAUGAUUUCAGUGUGUAAUUUGACUGUUGAGAGAUAAGAGCAAUCUGUGUGUGUGUGCACGUGCAUGCAUGCAUGUGUUUUGCUCCAAGCAGUCCAUUUUUAAGGGGUGUGUGGACACCAAAUCAAGCCACUGUGUCAGCGAAACUCCUUAGACACUGUUUUCUCAGCAAAUUGUUUGUGUCUAUUUUACUCCUGUGACUGUUUUUAUUUGUACCAGAAGCAUUUUAUAUAAUAAAGGUUCUAUUUUAAGGAA